Dreissena polymorpha is the source of this 2334-nucleotide messenger RNA. Its product is annotated as chitin synthase chs-2-like. Gene Ontology annotation, cellular component: cell periphery; cell septum. Bases 177 to 1268 code for a protein of 363 amino acids. Gene Ontology annotation, molecular function: chitin synthase activity. The record is from RefSeq and is a predicted model, not a curated record. NCBI's taxonomy places the organism in Eukaryota, Metazoa, Mollusca, Bivalvia, Myida, Dreissenidae. The transcript has 14 exons.
AAGAAAGAUGGAAAACAUCUACUUACUGUACACAUGAAAAACAGCGAAAAAGUGAAGAACAAGAAGCGCUGGAGUCAGGUGAUGUACAUGGCUUAUGUGCUUUGGAAAAAACAUAUGAUAAGCAAAAAAAUGCUUCCAGAUGCGAGACAUACAUCCUCACCACGGACGCUGACGUUAUGUUUACUCCGGACUCUGUGGAAGCUUUACUCGAUCGGAUGAUACGUGACGACUCAUUAGGUGCAGUCUGUGCUAGGACUCAUCCUGUUGGAAGAGGCCCACUCGGGGGUCUACUCGUCUGGUACCAGACCUUUGAAUACGCUAUUGGGCAUUGGUUUCAGAAGGCUGCGGAGCAUGUGAUUGGGACUGUGUUGUGCUCUCCUGGAUGCUUCAGUAUUUAUCGUUGCGAUGCAAUCCAAGACGUUCUUCCUGCGUAUGCCACCGACGUGAAACAUGCCUAUGACUUCCUCACCAAGGAUAUGGGUGAAGACAGAUGGUUAUGUACACUAAUGGUGCAGAAGGGCUGGAGAAUCGAGUAUUGCGCUGCGGCUGAAAACCGCACUUUUUGUCCAGAUCGCUUUGACGAGUUCUUCAAACAGAGAAGGAGAUGGAUUGCCUCUACUCUCGCGAAUAUGAUGAUUUUCAUCGGCGAUUGGAGAACAGGUGGGUUAAAAUACGCUUGGGACGUGAGGAGUCUUGAUAGCGUCAUCACUCAACGUGCAGUGUGUUUUCGAUGUACCAUUUUGUGUCUGAAUACCUCAUCAAAAAAACAGCUAUGGGUUGCCAAACUAUCGACUGUUCUGUACGCUGUAAUUAUGGCUGUCGUCGUUGUCGGUAUUGCCUUCGACGUGGUCUCGGACUUCGGAACAGACAUAUCACCAAAUAAGGAUGUAAACGCCACAACAACAUUGAACCCUGCAAUUAUCAGUCCAAACAUGAGGUUCUCUACUACCACUAUUUAUCUUGGAUGUAUGGUAGCACUGUUUCUGGUGACCGGACUUCUUCAUCUCCAGGAAUGUGUUUACCUUUUUCACGGUCUCUGGUACUUACUUUUUCUGCCAUCUGCAUAUCUUAUUUUGACGCAAUACAGCAUCUGUAACAUCACAGAUAUAACAUGGGGUACCCGCGAGGGCGAACAACAGCCUCAGAAAUCUGCAAACCCUCCUUGGCAUAAACAAUUUAAACUUCUAUUGACACGUCUAUUCUUUUGCUUCUUUAAAGAACAAGAGAACGAAGAGAGUCCGGAUUCUGCUAGUAACAAUAACACUUAGAGCUCAGAGAGCAGCAAUGGAGGAGCAUAUGUGUCCAAUGAUCAAUAAAUCCAUUGUACAGUAUAGCGGAUAGUAAAGCUUUCAGAUCAAACUGUGCAUACAUGAAAGCUAUUUCGGAGGUACUUUUGCGGAUAUGUAACUAGGUGAAUGUUUAAGAAGACGAACUUAAUGAAGCACUACAAAACCUGAUACAGAAAGAAACAGAAACUGAGUUUUGGGAUGGCCUAAAACUAUUAUGUAUUAACUCUGAGAAUGGCAAAACGAAGACCAAUGAUGAUGGCAAGACGAUAACCACUAACGAUGGCAGGACGAAGCCCACUGACGAUUGCAAGGCGAUGACCGCUAACGAUUGCGGGACAAUAACCAUUGACGUUGGCAAGAGGACGCCCACUGACGAAGGACAGAACACAAUAAUGAAAGAUCAGCUAAAUGAAUUAAGAAACACAUGGUUGAUGAUUUUUGCUGUGACAAACACGAUCUGGCUUGCCUUGAUCUUCACCCUUGCCAACAAAGGUCAGCUGUUCAGUGUAUUAGGAAGCAACCCUGCCGAGAUAAACCAGAUGACGAUGAAAAGCGUCAAACCAUCUCACAACAACAAGAAAAACGCGAUCAAACAAGCCGUGCAGUUUGUUCGCUCUGUCGAAAAAGGCACCAACACGGUGGAAAGAAAACCCAUCGUGCCUAGAGAGAAUGAAAGUCCUUAAGUAAUGUGUUCCACACAAUUGUUCAUACAGUUUGAAUGAGCAUGUUUGAAUUGCAUUUUAAAAGACAACCAGUUUCGCCACGUUUUAUAAUAACAUUUACACUUACUAUGAAUGUUAUUUUUUGAAGGGCAUAUAUAGAUGACGUGCGCAGUCCUGACGCCUGCGACGAUAUACCAAUAAUACUGUUACCUUCUCGUGAAUACUUUAGCUAAUUGAUGCAUUUGUUGCCUAUUUCUACAAUAUAUGCAUUUAGUGCAAUUUCCGCAUGGCGUAGAUAUUUUUAUGUCAGCAAUAUAUGCAACUGAAUUUAUUUUUGUAUUUUAUAUUCGUAAUUUUAUAUUGAAUAAAAAAGAUGAAGUGGU